GCACUCCACGUCCAGAUUCCAGUCCGGGUUUUGUGGCUCCCCCGCCGGGCAGAGGAGCUUAUCUCCCCUUCCUUUGUGUUUAAACCGUUUUCAGUGCACUCUGUAGGACCGGGGACACUGCAGAGACCGGGAGAGACCGCUUUCUGUCAGACUUUACUCAUGUCUCUGGGACCAGAACCGGACUUCUCCAAUGAUGAUGUGUUCAGCAGCCGGUUCCCCGUCCACCGCGCCUGCAGGGAUGGGGAUGUGGGAGUUCUGGUCUCACUCUCACAGAACCAGACUCAUCUGACUGCUGAGGACUCCAGCUACGGGUGGACCCCCUUACACUGGGCUGCUCACUACGGACAGCUGGAGUGCGUGGUACACCUGGUGCAGAUGGGCUGUGAGGUGAACACGCUGACCAGCCGCUUCAAUCAAACUCCCACACACACCGCGGCGUUCGGGGGACAUCCUCAGUGUGUGGUGUGGCUGACUCAGGCUGGGGCGGACAUCAACAGGCAGGAUUUUGUCGGCGAGGCUCCCAUCCACAAGGCGGCCCGGUCCGGAAGCUUGGAGUGCAUCCAGGUCUUGUUGAUAGCAGGUGCUAAACCACAUUUAAGGAAUGCCAGCGGACAGACAGCAGCCGACCUGGCGCUCACUCACGGCUUCCAUGAAGGUUUCCUCCUCCUUUCCAAAACCCAGAAGCACCUGCAGCAGCUGAGUGGGGUGCACCUGAACGGGGAGCCGAAUGGGAACAGCACCCCCGGUAGUCAGGAGGUGCACGGCAGGAAGAGGCUGCUGAAUGCUGCAGAGAGUGGACAGAUGAAGAGAGCACGGAGGGUAGAGAACAUGGCGCUGCAGAUGCAGAACGGAGGAGAAGAAGAGCUGGAGAGCAUGAACACAGAGUCUGCAGAGGAGAUGAACUCAGAUGAGGACACCAAAGCUUUUACAAACGGCCAUCACCACACGCUGCCUUACAACCAGGAGGCCUCUAACCCGCCAAGAAGCCCCUCCCCCUCUCCUCAAGCUAAUCAGCAGGCAGCAACACCCGCCAAGCGCUCCUUUUCUGACAUGUGUGGCUCCCUCCAUCUCACCGGCAGCCCCAGCAGCUGCGUGUCCCACCGCCCGGCCUGGUGGGGUCACAUGGGAGGGGCGGACUUCGGGGGAGACCUUCAGUAUGGACACUUCCACGGCUUCGGGGACACGGCGGAGGAGCUGAGCAGCAGCCGACUGGACUACUGCAGCAGCGUGCAGGCGGAGCAGAGAUACAAGCAGGCGGUGGCCAGCAGCAUCCACCUCUACCACGGAUCAUAAACGCAGACACGGGGGUCACUUCAUACGCUUUAAAGAACACAGAUCAGAUAUGUAGAUGCUGCCAGAGCCAGAGUGACAACUACAGAUACCUAAACCUACUUAAAGCUCUUCUUCUGUCUUCAUCUCUCAGUCUUCAUCACCUGUCCACAAGCUAAAAACUGGCUUUAAACUACCAGAUACCUACCUGCUGGCAGAUUCAAAGAACGCAGGUCCAUUAACAUGAUAUAGUGGCUCUAAUCUCAGAAUAUGAAUCAAUCCUGCUAAAUUUGUCCCUAAUCCUCUGCCGAAGAAGCUGAGGUCAGAUUCAUGAUGGUUUGGAGAAGUCUGGACUCUGGCUGGCUUGCUUUAAAAAUCACUGUGUGUACAUUGUGUAGUAGUAAAGGUGUGUGUUGCCGUCCGCUGACUGUAUAAGGCCUGGAUGUACCAAAGGGAACAUGUUAUUUUGACUCCUGUGUUAUUUAUGUUUGUAGAGCAGAGAUGUUUGUCUUUUUAUAAAAGUAGGUUUUUGGGGUAUUUGUGGGAUGAUUGUAAUAUUUAAAGAGUGUGCUGCAGACAUGCUGUGUGUACACGGGGACGGUGUGCCAAAAACAACAACCACGCUGCUGCUUCUUCUUUUUGUACUCUUCUUGUUUUUUUGACUUUUACUAUUAAAACGUUUUUACAGUUUCA
Notolabrus celidotus (New Zealand spotty) is the source of this 1962-nucleotide messenger RNA. Its product is annotated as ankyrin repeat domain-containing protein 10-like. The record is from RefSeq and is a predicted model, not a curated record. The coding region runs from base 160 to 1293 and encodes 377 amino acids. Lineage: Eukaryota; Metazoa; Chordata; Actinopteri; Labriformes; Labridae. The transcript has 6 exons. Gene Ontology annotation, molecular function: protein binding.